Molecule: messenger RNA, 540 nt
Organism: Mercenaria mercenaria
Lineage: Eukaryota; Metazoa; Mollusca; Bivalvia; Venerida; Veneridae
Product: protein YIPF5-like
Exons: 4
Coding region: 1-540 (179 amino acids)
Biological process (GO): endoplasmic reticulum to Golgi vesicle-mediated transport; vesicle fusion with Golgi apparatus
Cellular component (GO): trans-Golgi network; membrane
Source: RefSeq, a predicted model, not a curated record
AUGACCAUACGGGAGCUGUCAGAGGCUGCCAAUGUCAAUGGAACUGCACACAGCAUUCUGACCACCAAAUUAAACAUGCGAAAGACACUGGCAGUAUUGAACCCGCUGAAGCAGACACAACAUGAACUCAUGCAGGACACAGACCUGGCUGGACCUUUAGUCUUCUGUCUGGCAUUUGGUGGAAGCCUGAUGCUGUCUGGCAAGCUCCAUUUCGGCUAUAUAUAUGGUAUCGGACUGGUUGGCUGUUUGGCGAUGUACUGCUUACUGAACCUGAUGUCUAUGACGGGAGUUUCGAGUGGAUGUAUCAUCAGCGUGCUGGGAUAUUGUUUACUCCCGAUGGUGUUCCUGUCUUUUUCAUCUGCUGUUUUAUCAUUACAAGGUCUUGUGGGUAUUGUGCUAACAGCUAUAACAGUGUUAUGGUGUAGUGUAUCAGCGUCAAAGUUGUUUGUGUCGGCGCUAGAGAUGGACCAUCAGCAAUUACUCGUGGCAUACCCAUGCUGUCUGGUGUAUGGAGUUUUUGCCCUUCUUACAGUCUUCUGA